Messenger RNA from Asparagus officinalis (garden asparagus), 3233 nucleotides. RefSeq names its product ABC transporter G family member 17-like. Gene Ontology annotation, cellular component: membrane. NCBI's taxonomy places the organism in Eukaryota, Viridiplantae, Streptophyta, Magnoliopsida, Asparagales, Asparagaceae. The transcript is spliced from 5 exons. The record is from RefSeq and is a predicted model, not a curated record. Gene Ontology annotation, molecular function: ABC-type transporter activity; ATP hydrolysis activity; ATP binding. The coding region runs from base 723 to 3122 and encodes 799 amino acids.
CAUUUGGCGGAUGUCAAGCGGCAGUCGCCUAGACUUCCUCCUCCAUUCUGAUACUCUCUGAUGACCAGAGGUCUGAGAGCUACAGUUUCUUCAAAUAUUCCAAGCUUAAAACUGUCCUCAAUUGGCUCCGAAGUUUUUCUUCAGAAAAUCCUUUUCAUGCCAGAAUGAACCAAAUUAUUUAGGAUCCAUCGCCACUGCACAUUUUAUUCUGCAAUAUCAAAGCUCAGAUCAUCCCAAAAACCAAAUAAGUACAGGUAACAAAGUCUACAUACCUUAUUCUUCCCGUCUAUAUGAUACUAUUCUUCUUGUCCUUGACUACAUUUGCUUAAAAAUGAUACCCCGUAACCUGAAUUUGACCAUUAGCAAAUAAUUGGGUUUGGAUAUUACCAUCCGUAUCAAUGACAAUAUCAAACCCGAUCAGAAUACACACGUACACAUAUGUUAACCUUUAAUAGCUACAUACACAUGUUAGGACGUCAAUAUUUUGUUAAUAUCCAUUAUAUCCAUUGCAUUGAUUGUACAUCCAGAGACAAUGCACCAAUUGUGGUAUCUGAAUCCGGAUCCAAAACCCGAUAUUCAUAGUGAAUAUGGGUUUGAAAUCUAAAGGGAUCCUACCCAUUUCACACCCUUCCUUUGUCCUCAAUCGUUCCCUCCACCCUUUAUUUAACUUUUCUUUCUCUGAACCUCCUUAUAAGUUUUCCUCCGCCUAGAACUCCCAUCAAAUGAACCCUCAAUCAAACAAAAUCCAUCAAAAAAUGGCGAGAUACACUCCAGCCAAUAGCAGAGACCUAAAGACCCUCCUCAAUCAAGACGAUCCCAAAGCUCGUCGCAAGGCCACAGAGCCUCCCGUUGAGAGACUAGUCCAUUAUCCAGGGCAAGGACUCGAGUUCGAGAACCUGUCAUAUAGUGUAAUGAAGAAGCAAAAGAAAGAUGGUGAAUGGAUCACUAAGGAAGCUUAUCUACUCAAUGACAUUUCUGGACAAGCUCUCCGAGGGCAAGUCACUGCAAUUCUAGGCCCUAGUGGUGCUGGAAAGUCCACGUUUCUUGAUGCGUUGGCGGGAAGAAUCGCUCGUGGGAGCCUCGAGGGUUCUGUCUGUGUCGAUGGUCGACCAGUAACGGCGAGCUAUAUGAAGAAGGUGUCUUCGUAUGUGAUGCAGGAUGAUCAGUUGUUUCCUGUGCUGACAGUGUUUGAGACAUUCAUGUUUGCUGCAGAAGUGAGACUGUCGCCUUCGAUUUCGAAGUCUGAGAAGAAACGUCGGGUUUGGGAGCUAUUAGAACAACUUGGUUUACAGACAACGGCACACACAUACAUUGGAGAUGAAGGCAGACGAGGAGUAUCAGGAGGCGAACGCAGGAGGGUAUCAAUUGGUAUCGACAUUAUACACAAACCCUCACUAUUAUUCCUCGACGAGCCAACAUCUGGCCUCGACUCAACCAGUGCUUACAGUGUAGUCGAGAAAGUUAAAGACAUAGCGAGAGGAGGUAGCAUCGUUCUCAUGACCAUCCACCAACCUUCCUUCAGAAUCCAAACGCUUCUCGAUCGAAUCACUGUACUUGCAAGAGGGAGAUUGAUAUUCUUAGGGAGUCCAACCGCACUCCCAUCGUAUCUCGCUGGCUUCGGUCGCCCAGUUCCAGAAGGCGAAAACAGCAUGGAGUACCUCCUCGAUGUUGUUAAGGAGUAUGAUGAAUCUACCCUCGGUCUCGGUCUCGAGCCUCUAGUCCUCUACCAAAGAGAUGGCCUAAAACCUAACCAAGCUGCAAGAACUCCGAUCCCAAAGACUCCCAAGACUCCUCAUCAAAAAUCCCGCCAUAUUCCCCUCCGUAGCCAAAACUUCUCCUCUACUGGCGGUCUCACCCCAUACCAAACAGACUACAACUCCUACGUUGAACAUGAUCUCGAUGGCGAAGAUGAAGAUGAGUUUGAUAACUCCUUAGAGAGAAAAGCACAAACUCCACUGCCCAGCGGAGUUUACCCAAGACUCGCGUCGCAAUUCUACAAAGAUUUCUCCGUUUGGAUAUACAACGGCGUAAAAGGCACGCCUCAUCGUCGACCGUCGUGGACUCCGGCUCGAACACCCAGCCGAACUCCAGCAAAGACACCGGCCUACUUCCGACCCCAAUUCACCACAACACCACAAGCAUUUGCUCCCCAAACUCCGGCGUUCACUCCGCAAGUGAUGCCUCCUCCGCCGCAAGCUCUCGACGACGAUCACUCCGACGAAGCAAAAUUCACGAAUCCGUGGCACCGGGAGGUGUGGGUUCUCUCCUGGCGAACGAUGCUCAACGUUGUGCGCACGCCCGAGCUCUUCCUCUCUCGAGAGAUCGUUCUCACCGUCAUGGCAUUAAUUCUCUCCUCCCUUUUUCACAACCUCCACGCCCACAACUUCACCACCGUAAACCGCCUCCUCAACUUCUACAUCUUCGCCGUAUGCCUCGUUUUCUUUUCCUCCAAUGACGCCGUCCCCACGUUCAUCCAAGAACGCUUCAUCUUCAUCCGCGAGACCUCCCACAAUGCAUACCGCGCCUCCUCCUAUGUCAUCUCCUCACUCAUCGUCUACCUCCCCUUCUUCGCAGUCCAAGGACUAACAUUCGCGGCGAUCACCAAGCUCUGGCUAAAGCUCAAUAGUAGCCUCCUCUACUUCUGGCUGAUCCUCUACGCGUCGCUCAUCACCACCAAUGCAUACGUGAUGCUCGUCAGCGCACUAGUGCCAAGCUACAUCACGGGCUAUGCUGUGGUCAUCGCCACCACCGCGCUCUUCUUCUUGACGUGCGGUUUUUUCCUGAAACGGGCUCAGAUACCGAUAUACUGGAGGUGGCUGCACUACAUAUCGGCGAUCAAGUACCCGUUUGAGGCAUUGCUGACGAACGAGUUCAAAACCGACACUUGCUAUUUCGGAAGCCCGAGCGAGUUGUCGCCGGGGCCGUUGGGGGAGAUCAAGCUCAGCAAGCUUCAUACUAAGAACGUGACAUGCCCGUUGAUAGGAGAGGAUGUGCUGUCGAGUAUGGGGAUUCAAAUGGAGAGCGUGUGGGAGGAUAUUGCGAUAUUGCUGGCUUGGGGAGUGCUCUACAGGUUGUUCUUUUACAUGGUGCUUAGAUUCUAUUCAAAGAAUGAGAGGAAGUAAAUGAACUUGUGACAUUGUUCAUGAAUUGUGCUUUUAUUUGUCUGAAAUGAUGAGUAAAAUGCCCGAGAGAGAAGUUAUGUAGAAAUUGUUGCUAGCAAGAAUUCAGUAAGU